Molecule: messenger RNA, 231 nt
Organism: Sphenostylis stenocarpa
Lineage: Eukaryota; Viridiplantae; Streptophyta; Magnoliopsida; Fabales; Fabaceae
Source: the annotation of a GenBank genome assembly
AACUUUUUUUCAGUUCAACAGAAUUUAACAACUUCUGAGCUCAAUUGGCGCUCCGAUUCGCCGCGAGCAAAACGAGCGUUUUUGGAUUCUAGCAUCGCGUCGCGUCGCUGUGGUGAACGGAUGUGGGGUGUUGGGUUGGUGGGAAGAAUGAGUUCCGUGAUAAGUGUGUAUGCUUGGUCUUUGUGGGUUUUGAAGGAUGGAAAUUGUGCUGCGAUUUUUCGUGUACAAUAA